GUGACUACAUUAUAUAUUCCUCCUGUUCCUUCUUCGAGAUAUGCUUGCGCGCAGUUCAAGCAAUUAGACCGAGACAAGUCCACUUCAUCCAACAGAAAAUUCUGAAAGCCUCCGACUUUCGCCCCCUUCGCCAGUCGAUGGCGUGAUCUCGCAUCAGCUCGCCUACUGUGUACAGCCUUGCCGACAUUGAUCGAAAUGACCUUCAAGCAGCCCUCAGCACUCGGCCCUUUCAAGCCGACACUCAUCCUCCACGGGGGGGCAGGCUCCCUCUCCCGUGCAAAUCUUCCUCCGGAUCUCUAUGCGCGUUACCGAGCCUCCCUAACCAAAUACCUAACUGUCACCCGUGAGCUUCUCAACUCGGGUACAUCCGCCCUCGACGCUGCAUGCCAUGCAGUUACUUUGUUGGAAGAUGACCCUUUAUUCAAUUGUGGCCGCGGGUCCGUCUUUACCGAGUCAGGAACCAUCGAGAUGGAAGCCAGCGUGAUGGUGUCUUCCGUCGACCCCGCCGGACCCCCUGCCGGUGGAAUCAAACGUGCUGCUGCUGUCAGUCUCAUCAAGAACACGAGGCAUCCGAUCCUGCUUGCCAAGGAAGUGCUCUUGGAGCCAGAUGAAGAUGGCGGCCUGGGCGGCACGAGUACGAUGCAUUGCCAGCUGAGCGGGAGAGCGCUCGAGGAAUGGGGCUGGCGGAAGCGGGGGCUUGAGAAGAAGCCAGACCGAUGGUUUUGGACCAAAAAGCGUUGGGAGGAGCACAGGAAAGGGCUUCACCACGACGAUUCCUACUCAUUCAACAACCUCGUUGCCUCGCUCGAUCCAUAUACCGAGUCACCCUUCGAAGAUGACGACUCCGAGGUGGAUGAGAUCCCUAGUCAAGGCACAGUCGGCGCAGUGUGUCUAGAUUCUUGGGGCAAUCUCGCCGUGGCAACGUCGACCGGUGGACUCACAAACAAGAAAGCCGGGAGAAUCGGAGACACGCCUACGAUUGGCGCCGGAUUCUGGGCGGAAGCCUGGGAAGAAGAUUCUCUUCACCUGCCCCAAGUUCGACAGAAGUCAUCUUCACGCAGGGCUUCGGGACUCGGAAAAUUGCCUGUCCUGGACCAAAUCCUGUCACACGCAAAUGACUCCUUGGGAGCUUGCCUCAAUCGCUCUGAAGCAACACAAACCUACGACCCACUAAACGAAGAUCCCCCAACAUAUACUACAAGUAUAUCAACAUACCAAUCCUACCCACCCCCUCACGUGCGCCACCCCUAUUCCUCUUCUGGUCAACCUAUACGAAAACGCCGUCGCGCUGUAGCGAUGAGCGGCACCGGCAACGGAGAUUCCUUCCUGCGUCUCAACGCCGUGCGUACUGUCGCUGCACACUGUCGCCUUUCAGGUCCGCCCUCCGUAUCACUGGCCGAUGCAGUCAAACUGGUCACGGGCCCCGGGGGCGAGCUGCAACGCUCAGCUGGUGACCGCUGGGGAAGGACAGGCGAAGGACAAGGCGGCAUCAUCGGAAUUGAAGUCAUCGAUGAGCUGGACGAGGAAGAACCUCAACCAUGGACGGAUGGCCUCAAGAAGCGAACCGAGUGGGAAGGGUCGAGGAAGAAGAGGGGCCGGGUGGUGUCCGACUUCAACUGUGGCGGUCUGUUUAGAGCGUAUUACGAACUUGACGAAUCGGGCGUGGAGAUGCCCAAAGUCAUGGUCUUCCACGAGGAAUAUUGAUGGGAAUCUAUCCCCAGGCGACCAUUACACACAGUGGUCAGAUACUUAGAUUUAGAGUUCUAAUAUUAAUCAUGAUCUAGAGCAAGAUAUAGAUUGUGAUGAAACGCUCAGCGCUGUGGUACGAAUGUGAUGGAUGGAACCGGGAAUUUUCUUUUUCAAUGCCUUGGCAGAGAUAGAUCAAUCCCUCCGACAUAUCCUCUCUUUUGCCCAUCUGGCAAGAUCUAAGUGGGAGACCGUGUCCCAAGAGAUGCCCGGUAUCAUCAUAGUCUCCUAU
Cladophialophora immunda is the source of this 1978-nucleotide messenger RNA. RefSeq lists its product as uncharacterized. The record is from RefSeq and is a predicted model, not a curated record. The transcript has a single exon. Gene Ontology annotation, molecular function: hydrolase activity. NCBI's taxonomy places the organism in Eukaryota, Fungi, Ascomycota, Eurotiomycetes, Chaetothyriales, Herpotrichiellaceae. The coding region runs from base 196 to 1704 and encodes 502 amino acids.